CUCUUCCUCUCAGAGUGCCUGCUUCUUCCCUUCCUCAUUGGGAAGGCCGGGCGCGGAGGGCGGCGCAGCAUGGUGGGCGCGGGAGGAUGUCGGCGUGGGCGUGCGACGGGCGCCCUGCGCGGCGGACGCAGUGGCUGGUGAGCGCGCUGGCCUCGCACUUCGGCCUGGGCGGAGGAAGCAGCGGCAGCGGCGGCAGCGGCGUGGAGAACGAGGUGGUGGUGCUGGCCACGGGCCUGGACCAGUACCUGCAGGAGGUCUUCCACCACCUGGACGGAGAAGGGCAGGGGCGGCUGCCCCGCGAGGACUUCCGCGCCCUCUGCCGGGUCCUGGGCCUCCGGGAUGGAGGCGACGACGAGGAGGAGGAAGAAGGAGAGGAGGAGGAGGAGGGCCGGGGCCUCUGCCGCCGCCUUCCCCCGGAGCUGACCUUCCGCCAGUUCCACUCGCGGCUCUGCGGCUACUUCGGCGCCAAAGCCCCCGGGGGAGGGCGGGUGGCGCGGCUGCCCGUGGGCGCCGAGACGGAGCACAUCGAGACCCAGAUCCGGCUCCGGAGCCCCUUCCGACGGCGGAAGAAGGAGGACGAGCGGGGGGCUUCCAAGGCCAAGGCGCCCCCCUCUUCCUCCUCCUCCUCCUCCUCGUCGCCCUCUUCCCCGCCGCGGAGGGGCUCCUGCUCGAGGGAGUGCUACGAGGAGAUCGUGGCCCUGGAGCAGGCCGAGGACCGCAUCCUCAAGCUGGAGGAGGAGAACGGCAGCCUCCGGGAGCUGGUCGAGGACAUGCGCGCCGCCCUCCAGAGCAGCGACGCCCGAGCACUCGCCCUCCAGGUGGGAUUAUGGAAGACCCAUGCUAGCCAUAAGAAAAAUGGGACGUGUUUUAUAGGCAACCGGAGGGAAUUAACUAACCUCCAGUCCCAGACUUCCAAGUGCCUUCAGAGUGUUCUAAAAGAGGUUGAACUACUCCGGAGUUCCAGGGAUGAACAAAUUGAAGAAGCUAUUAAGUUUAAUCAAGAACUGGAAAAGGAACUGAGGAGUUCUCACGAAGCUGUUGUUGCCCUGGAAGACUGCAACCGAGCCCUAAAGAGGGAGCAAGCAGAAAUGAGGAAGAAGGUUGAAGAAGCAAGACAUGCCGUCCUUAACAGUCUUGAAAAAGUAAAAGAGCUAGAAGAUAAAGCCCAUAAAGUGCCACAGUUGCAGACAUAUAUCCAGCAGCUAGAAUCAGAGCUACAAUAUUAUAGGUUGGAGGCCUUAAAGCUCCAGGUUCCAUCACGGGGAAGCCCAGAGAAGAAAACAAGUGCAGCAAUUGAUGGACAAUAUGCAUUGUCAGUCGUACAGCAAAAUCGAAGUUCACCAACUGGUGGCGCAGGAAUGUCAGAGAAUGUGGAAGACCAGAUGUUUCGUUCUGUGGAAGGUCAGGCUGCAUCGGAUGAAGAGGAAGAGAAAUGGACAGGGAACCAAGAGUGUCAACUUGCCGAAGUGAAGAAACUCCUAGCCAGACUUCCCUGUUGCAAUAAUGGAUGUGAUGACACAGUGAUGAAGAGGCUGAUACAUCACUUUGAGAACACCAGCAAGGAAGGCCAUGAGAACAUCAUUGUGGAACUAGUCAAGCAGUUGUCAGUGUUAACAGAAGAGCUUGAAAUGAAAGGGCAAGAAGUAAAAAUACUGGAAACAAAUGCGGAGAAGGAAAACCACGUAUCUUUGAAGUCUUAGAUGCUGUCUAUCAUGAGCCGACUACCUGUGACUCACUGAAAGUUAUCCUCUUGAAAACAUCUGCAGGACCUCAAUCUUUGGCUAACCUUUGGUUGUUUUCUGUUGAUCAACAGUGCCUUCUACAGUGCAUUAUCACAAUUACAGCUAAGUGCCUAUAAGGUUCAGCACAAAAAGUAAAGAUGCCCUGUAAGCUGGAAGUAGACAGGUUUAAAAGCUGACACAGUGAAAGCUGCUGAAAAAUGAUGAGGACCCAUUUUAUAUCACAUAAGAUGAAUCAAGUCCACAGUGAAGCCCAUUACUGAUUGUUCCUAUUGGCGACACAGCUUGAAAUCAUCUAGAAUCAGAGCUGCAGGUCUUCCUCAUCCCUGCUUCAGGAGCCCUACUCCAUGGACGAUGCUUGGAAUUCAAACUUGACAUUGUCAGCACACUAAUUCUGAAUCCUGAAAUCACAUGCAUAUUCUAAGCAAAACCCAGAAUAUCAGUCACCUCCCAUGAGAAUUAUUUAAUAAGUGAUAUGCAAGGCCUCCAUUUUAUUGGUACCAGGUACCAAUCCUUUCUAUGAAAAAUAUUUUGCAACUAAUCCUGUAGAACAUUGUGUCCCUGAUUGAAGUUGGAGAUAUUAAUUUGCAUUUUUCUGAUUAUUUGUUUCAAUAUAGUAGCUUGUUUUCCCUUGAGAAUCCAACUGGUAGGCAAAAAUGUGCUUUUGAUAUACAAAUGAAAAACAUGAAUGUAUAGUAAAAUAUACUGAGGUUAAUUAUACUUCAAGCCCACAGGAUGUACUUUAUUCUUUACUUGAAAUCCAAAAUCCAACCACUGAAGUCAGGUGUGAAAUAGUAUAUAGAGGGGAGAUCAGACAUAUAAAAUUAAGGGACAAGGGUGUCUUCCUUUUCAGUAAGUAAAUGAGUUUAUAAAUCCCCCUGAUUUUAUUCCCUAUUACAGGAUGGGAGGAUGGCCUUGUUGUUGUGAUGGUUUAACAUCAAGAGAAGUCCUUGCUGAGCUAUUUCAGACAUCUGUCAGUAGAUCCCAAUCUACCUUUUGCUGAAACCCAUACCUCACAAACUAAGGUACUCCAAAUACGCAGUGUUCAAGAUAACAGCGUGUGACUGACAGACAGCUCAACAUAAUUAUUGGGGCCACCAUACUGGGGCCUGCCAGAGCCAAUGCUGUGGGCAGGGCUUGCUCUACAGCAGGAGUCAAAAUUGUGUGGCUCUCCAGACACAAUUCCAAAAAUUCCUCACCACUAGCUAGAGCUUUGAGAAGCUGUCAUCCAUCCAUUCCUGGAAAGUGACACAAUUUCCUUUGUUGUUCCAACAUAUCAGAAAGAUAGCAUUCUAAAACUUAGAAGAGUGGUGGAAUAAAGAGAAAAGAAAUGUUAGCUGAAUGCCUUACAACAUGUGGCUCUCCAGGUGUUUGGGACCCAACUCCCAGAAGUCCUAGCCAGCAUAUCCAGUAGUCAGGAAUUGUGAGAGCUGUCGUUCAGAACACCUGGAGGGCCACAAGUUAUGUAGACCUACCUUAAAGAAUACCUUAUAGCCAUCAAAAGUUCUUCCCAUAAGACCAUGGAGUCCUUCAGUAGUUGUACUUUCUUAAAGCAAUUGUUAAGUUUCACUACCUAAAAUUGUGUGUGUUACAGAUGUUUGUGUGGUAUAUGUAUGUGCUAUUGCUGUGUACCUUCAAGUCAUUCUGACAUAUCGGCCCUAAGACGACCCUUUCAUGGGAUUUUCUGGGGUUGGGUGUGUGUGUGACAUGCCCAAAGUUAUCCAGUGGGUUUCUAUGGCCAAGCUGGUACCAGAAUUCUGGUCUCGAGUCACAGCCCAACCCUCAAACCACUGUGCUUACUGGUUCUUUAUAUGUAUGUGUGCUUGUUAUUUAACUCUAGAAUUAUGUUCACAUUUCUGUCCAAUUGAAGAUCUUAUUUAAAAACAUAGUUAUUCUCCAAAUGUACUUAAGUUUCAUAGUAACUUCUAACUGCUGUCUUAAAUUACCAUAUAUUUCAGAUUGCUAUAUUAAUUUGUUCAAACCUUGAAAAGUUGCUUUUUAAAAGUAAUUCUUUACCAAGAUUAUAACUAACUUGUUGCAUUAUUCAUUGUUUUUCUAUUAGCCUUUGCUACUUUUUAAAAAAAUAGAGUACUGAAAAUUGAGUGGUAUAAAGUUUGACAAUAUCUGUCAAAAUGCCCUUUAAAAGUAUAUUUAAGAAGUAUUACAAAAACAUUGUGCAACACACCAAUAAAGUAAGACUCCCACUCACA
Molecule: messenger RNA, 3949 nt
Organism: Anolis sagrei ordinatus
Lineage: Eukaryota; Metazoa; Chordata; Lepidosauria; Squamata; Anolidae
Gene: EFCC1
Product: EF-hand and coiled-coil domain containing 1
Molecular function (GO): calcium ion binding
Source: RefSeq, a predicted model, not a curated record